Messenger RNA from Fusarium proliferatum ET1, 1872 nucleotides. RefSeq lists its product as uncharacterized. NCBI's taxonomy places the organism in Eukaryota, Fungi, Ascomycota, Sordariomycetes, Hypocreales, Nectriaceae. The record is from RefSeq and is a predicted model, not a curated record. The coding region runs from base 1 to 1872 and encodes 623 amino acids. The transcript has a single exon.
AUGAAGCGAGCUGCUUGCCGCCAUGACAACUCUCCUGAGGACAACAAGGAUGAUUCAGAGAAACGACCGAGCAUGGAACAAGAUCAGAUCGGGAUACAUCAGCUGUCUUCUUGCAGACCUGGGCCUCGGCCUCCUACUCCACCUCUCCAACAGGAUGAUUUCCCCGAUUAUCCAACUUACACGUUGUAUGGGGUGGAUGUUCCGAUGCCCAAGAAAGCCGCUGACCUUCCAUACCAACCUCUACCGUCUCCACCUGAAAUAACCUAUGCCUCAUCCACAUGCAGCGAGCAUGUCUUCUCAAGCACAGAUUCCAAUCUUGGCUCUCCGCCCCAGAGCCCUAUUUCAAGCACCACAGGCUUCGAGGAGGAACCUCUGUCAAUCAGACAGCGAAGGCACCAUGCAGAGUGUUCCUCGCAUAGCCCUCUCUCGGUAUCCGUUCAAAACUGUUCAGAGUCUGAUGUCAGUUCCCUUUCAUCAGAGAACUCUCGGGUUCCUGCCUCCUCUUGCCCCAAUUCCUCCUUUGUCUCUGGACAACAGAGCAUUUCCCCCCUUGAUAUGGACACCUGGUCCAAUAGCGCGUCGUCUGAUAUCAAGCGUGGAGACUCCGCUGUUCUCCGGAAACAGCUGUGCCGUGCGAUUAAGACCACUCCUCUUCCCAGCCCACAGGACCGUAAAAUGGGUUGGCUCAUGUCCUCAUGUACCCCUGAACAUGAUGUCGGCCUGAAACCCCUGAAAUACCAAACUGCCAUGUACACAGCUAUGGAGACUGAACCUUGCGACUUCGGUCCCAGGAGUCCGAGUAUCGCGAGCUUGCCAGAGUGCAUUCGGGUCACAAUCAUGACCUUCUGCAGGGAUCCGAAAGACCUUCUCUCUCUGAUCAGUUCAUCGCCAGUGUUUCUUCAGCCUUUUUCCUGGAACCGUCAUUAUAUCGUCAGCCAUAUCACCAAGAGAAUGAGGUUUCGCUUCGGUGGCGAUAUGCCCCACAGCUGUCUGAUGGCAGCGCGGCUCCGUAAUAUGGAAUCUAAGAGUGUUGUCGAGAGUCCUGAAGAUCUAAAGGCCAUUAUGAAUAUAUCUAUCAAGCAAAUGUUGAAAUUCUCUCCUAGAGGGCCUUUACUCCAUUCGUCAUAUAGUCUUCGACUCCUCAAGUUCAUUUCAGACACCCUUGGCACGGCAGAAAAAGUGAUGAUAAGCUACGCGCAUCACGCAUGGGUAAAUAACCUCGGAUCGUCUCUUAAUGCGAGAAGUCUCGCUCUAUCUAGAACUGAAAGGAAAAGGUUUAUGGACGCAAUCUGUCUGUACGAUGCUUACUGCACGGCUUUCUUCUCUGAGUAUGCCAUUUCAUCUGACGGUGACAACACCCUGCGGCAGAGCUUCCUUGAAGAAGAUGGCAUACCAAGCGAAAUCAUUACGCGAUUCUAUAGCAUUGCACUUUUCCUCAACCACUCCUAUCAUCGUUGGAUAAGUGCCGGCAUUGAAAAGCGAUAUCAUGGCCUUUCCUUCAGGGGCCGAAAUUAUACCUUUUGUCUUCCGUCAGAAGAACACAUCGGCCAGCUUGUCAACCACUUUGUUUGUAGCGGGCCAAGCGUUUUUCGAAUGCUGCAAGAUAUGGGACGUUUGGAACGCAACGAUUUUCUUUUGAAGUUGCUUGGCCGCUGCAAGAUGGACGCAGAAUAUCACCAGAAAAUCACGACCGCGCAAGGCAGAGGAGACAAACGGGUUUGGGCAUAUCGCGAGAUAAUGGCGGCCCUUACCAGGCAAGAGGUACAAACAGCCCAACACUUUUGGGACCCAGCUGUUGUCGGGAGUAUGAAAACUGCUUGUCAUCGCUCGCCCUCGGCUGGGCUACCCUUGCGAGGCAGGCCUGGCGCCUAG